Molecule: messenger RNA, 2786 nt
Organism: Lasiosphaeria miniovina
Lineage: Eukaryota; Fungi; Ascomycota; Sordariomycetes; Sordariales; Lasiosphaeriaceae
Exons: 4
Coding region: 452-2545 (697 amino acids)
Biological process (GO): regulation of DNA-templated transcription
Cellular component (GO): nucleus
Molecular function (GO): zinc ion binding; transcription cis-regulatory region binding; DNA-binding transcription factor activity, RNA polymerase II-specific
Source: RefSeq, a predicted model, not a curated record
GGGAUUACGGAAUCCCGUUUGCGGUUGCUAUGCUCAGGCCGCCCCAACACGUAAUCCCCUGGGCAAAGACGACGACGCUCAAUUGAGUGCUGAUCGGGAUUUACGUGUACUCUUAUUUCGUGUGCACGCGUAACACAAAGCCCCUUAGAGGCUCACCUCCGAUGCCUGCGACUAGCCUGGGGACUACCUACAGCCUACCUUACCUUAUGUACGGGACUUUUUGACUACGGCGCGCCGCCGACCGACACUGCUGCCCACAUACGGACUCAUACCCUACGGAAUACGGACGGAGUGCGGACGGGUGGACCAGUGGACCACGCACCAAAUCGCGCCCAUACCACCACACCACCAACAAGCGGCUUACUCGAUACUCCGUACCUAGUAGGCAGGAAAAAAGGAAACACCGACCGCCUCGAACCCCGUUGCUACCUGCUGGCGGCCCUCCGCCGCCAUGCCGCUGCCAGUGCCUAUGGACUCGGUCUCGAGCUCCAUUAGCAAUGGCUCGGACUUUACCAGCCCAGCUCCCUACGGCCGCGCCUGCAGCAACUGCUCACGCGCAAAGUGCAAGUGCAUGCGGCGCCCACAUGGCGUUGGUGCCUGUGAGCGGUGUCUACGGCUCGAGAAGGACUGCAUCCAGCAGCCGAGCCAGGCGCGCGGCAAAAUCGCCAAACGCACCUCCUCUCGGACUGUGGCUCAGCUCGAGGAAAAGCUCGACGGCCUCGUUACACUGAUAAAGUUGUCCUCGCGCGGCUCCAUUCCGGCCAGCGGCUCUGCUGGUGAUGCCAUGGACAUGGCUCCCGUCUCCGCCACUAAAACAAACCCGCCCCCCGAUCUGCCCUUUCGCCCGCUAGCAGUAAGAGAGCAGCAGUUGCUGCAGCAACAACGGCACAGCCAGGGCCACCUCCAGCCUAGCAUACACGGCCCUUCACCCCACGGCCUUGGCACGUCCAGUUUCGGCCCAUCUUCAAACCACGCCCACGCCGAGCCGCUGCUUCCUUCACCCGCGGCGUCGAGUAGUUACACGAGCCACGAUACCCGCUCCAAUCACGACUCGCGCACUAGUCACACCUCACCCGAAGCCCACAGGGGCGGCGGCGAGCCCGAGGACAUUCCGGCCCACGAGGCUGACGAGUGUCUUGAGAACUUCCGCACUCAGAAAUUGAAGUAUUUCCCCUUUGUGCACAUACCUGCCCAUGUGACGGCUGCCCAGUUGCGCCAUAGCCAUCCUUUUUUUUGGACCUCGAUUCUUGCCGUCAGCACCAGGUCAAUGGCGAGACAGCUGGCUCUCAGCACAAAAGUCCGCCGCGUCCUCGCCGAGAGGCUAGUCGUCCAUCACGAGAGGAGCUUUGACACGCUUCUCGCCCUUCUCGUCUUCUUAGGCUGGGCCAAUUUCCAUCUAGGGCCGCAGCCGUUUCUGUGCAUGUACAGCCACUUGCUUGCCGGCCUUGUGCAGGACCUGGGGCUCGAUAAGCCGCCCCACAAGAACGACGAGAACCAUCCCAUGGCCGCGCUCAAGGGACAGAGCCUCAUCACACGCUUCUCUUCCAACUCAGCCCGCACAAUGGAGGAGCGCCGCGCAGUGCUGGCUGCCUAUCUCAUCUCUUCAGAAAUUUCCUCUUUUACGGUGACGAGAAAGAUUGACGCGCUUCGGUGGACAAGCCACAUGGAGGAAUGCUUGCAUGUCUUGGAAGAAAAACAAGAGUGCCCAACGGACCUCAAGCUCGCCUACCUGGUCAAGCUCCGCAUCAUAGGGGAAGAGAUGCGGCAAUCGUACAUCACUGCUGAGCCAACGGAGCCCCUGAGCCUCGCGCAAGUGUUCCAGACAAAAGCCCUACGGGGCCGCUUGUUUGACGUUAAGCAAUCGCUGCCGCCCGAGAUGGCAAACGACUACGUAGUCCAGUUCAAACUUCUCAAUACGGACCUUGACAUCAGCGAGGUGGGCAUCUGGCAGGAGUCGCGGCAGGGGGUGGUACCCGACGCGGAGCGGCUGACACUGCUGGCCGACUGCCUGCGGACGGCGCGGACCUUUUUCGACUAUAUCUUCACCAUCGAGCCGGCAGAAUAUCGCGGCUUCGGCUUCUGCAUCUACACGCAAAUGUCGCACUUCAUCUCGUCCGUGUACCGGCUCAGCAUGAUCGACGACCCGGACUGGGACCGCGACAUGGUGCGCAGCACCAUCGAUAUCCUCGACGUCAUGGACCGCGUCGCCGCCCAGUUCGAGCGCGUCGCCGCCGACACCGGCAUCCUCAAUGACCGCCCCGACGGCAGCAACCUAUGGACCCACACCGCCCGCGCCACUGAGACCAUCCGCGCCUCGUGGGAGCCCAUCUUCCGCCCAAAGAUCAGCAGCGACGUCGACCCCUCAGACGCCCCGGGCGGCCCAGAGAACUUUGACACGGCGGCAGCGGAAGCCGCGGCGGCGGCGAGCACCGGCUGGGAGGGCUUCAGCGGCGACUUUGUUGAGGGCUUCAACGGGUGGAUUACGGACAUGUGGGAGAUGAGCUGGAACGUGAGCGACUUUCCCGACACCAGCGGCGCCAGGUGAUUCUCUCACCCCGGAGAAAAAGGCAUCGAGAGAACCUCUUGUGAAUAUUGCCUAUAAUUAGACCCCGACCUAGAUAUGUUGUGUAGACUCCGCUCUCCUGGGUGCAAGGUCAGGCACCUUGUCUUUCAACCAGGACUUUUAGAUCUAACCAGAUUACCUUGUUAUCUGUUUGCUUUUCCAUUUGACGGCUGUGCGAUUGCCUGCAGGAGAUAGGUAGCUGAAUUUCCAACUUAACUCGAGC